This is a messenger RNA of Anopheles gambiae (African malaria mosquito), 7893 nucleotides long. Its product is annotated as HEAT repeat-containing protein 5B. The coding region runs from base 678 to 7412 and encodes 2244 amino acids. The record is from RefSeq and is a predicted model, not a curated record. NCBI's taxonomy places the organism in Eukaryota, Metazoa, Arthropoda, Insecta, Diptera, Culicidae. Gene Ontology annotation, biological process: endocytosis; intracellular protein localization; retrograde transport, endosome to Golgi. Gene Ontology annotation, cellular component: membrane; endocytic vesicle; Golgi apparatus. The transcript has 7 exons.
UCUGCCUUUCAGUCUGCCCCGGAACGGUGUCGCGUGACGAACGCAACUCUUCUUUCGCCUUUCGCGGCCUGCACACGGUUGUCCUUCGGAUCACGUUUUUUUUUCUUCGGUUGUUUCCUUUUUUGUCUUCUUUUUGUUGGUUCAGUGUUUCUUUCGGGCUGUUCCACUAAAAUCUUUACAAAAAACAGGAUCAAUAGUUGGAACACCGGUUUUUUUUUUUGUCUUGCGAAAUUGUGUGUGCAACCUCUUCUCCCCGUGUACCUGCCCUGUAGCAGAAGGAGGAUCCCGCGAAAGGUUGCCGAGUUGGUGCUGUGUGCAAAAGUUAAAAUAAAACUCGAAGCGCGCUCUAGAUUGGUGCUCUGCAAGUUUUCAAAAAGUGCAAAUAAAAAAGAGGUCAAACGUAAACAAAAAGCGCCGCGCGCGCCGUACGCCGUGAUCUCUCGACCGCGCGAUCGUGCAGCAUGUGCGCGUCCACGUGUUCUCAUUUCUCGGCCGCAUCUCGAAAUCGCAAAUAAUCGUUUCCACAACGGGGACGGAUUGAUCAUGAACUCUACCACCAUACUGUAAAAGUCGCACCGCGUCCGCUAUUCUGGGCAUUUGUUGUGCUGGCAUAAGCGAUUUGCCAAACGGUUCGAAUUGCAGUUCACACCACAUGUCGUGCUUGAGCCAAAAGCAAAAUGGGGCACAUCGAAAAUCUGUCGCUAUUUCGCUAUAUUCGCGACGCGGCGACACAGUCGUUAAAACACUUCCCGCAGCUUCACCCGUUCGACAGCAGCAGCCCCGACGGCGCAGAAGCGCAGGAAGAGGAGGAAGCGGAGGCGGAUCUAAGCGCCAGAAUGGAGCUGUCGCACAGUCUCACGCUGAACGAGGCCGCCCUCAGCCAGCUGCCGGAGCAGAAGCGGCCCGUAUUCAUCUUCGAAUGGUUGCGCUUCCUGGACAAGGUGCUGGUCGCGGCCCAAAAGUCCGACAUCAAGGGCUGCCAGAAAAAGCUGGUCGAGCAGCUGACGCAACAUAUCCAGGGGGCGCCGGGGCCGCCCACGCGCAAGCUGAUCGCCCGCUGUCUGGCCACCCUCUUCUCGGUCGGCGACACGUUUCUGCUGUUCGAAACGGUCAACAAGUGCAAUGACAUACUGAAAAACAAGGACGAUUCGCCGAGCUACCUACCGACCCGGCUGGCCGCGAUCUGCGUGGUGGGCUGCAUGUACGAGAAGCUCGGCCGGAUGAUGGGCCGCUCGUACGAGGAGACGGUCCAGAUCCUGCUCAAGUCGCUCAAGAACGCCGAAUCGCAGUCGCGCAUCGAGAUCAUGAUGACGCUGGAGAAGGUGUGCGCCGGCAUGGGCUCGGCCAUCGCGAACGUGCACAAGGACAUCUACAAGGCGGUGCGGUACUGUCUGACCGAUCGCGUGAUGGCGGUGCGGGUGGCCGCCUCCAACUGUCUGCUGGAGAUGACCGGGCACGCCCCGUUCCUGUACACGACCGAGCUGGAAAGCUUGGCCUCGCUGUGCUUCCGCGCGUUCGACGGCUGCAACUACGAGGUGCGGUGCGCGGUGGCCCGGCUGCUCGGCACACUGAUCGCCUGCACGCAGAACGGCAGCCUGCGCAACUUUAGCAGCAUGACGGCGUCGGCCUCGAGCACGAAAUCGCUCCGGCCGGUGUCGCUGGACGAGGCGCUCGGCGUGCUGAUGGCGGGCUUUCUGCGCGGCGGCGUCUCCUUCCUGAAGGGCACGGGCGAAAUCAUCAAGGGCAGCUCGGGCGUGAACCGGGAGGUGCGCGUCGGCGUCACCCACGCGUACGUGGUGUUCGUGCAGACGAUGGGCGGGCUGUGGCUGGAGCGCAACCUGCAGCCGUUCCUGGUGCACGUGCUCGACCUGGUGGCCAACCCGAAGGCGGCCUCGUCCCACGUCGAUGCGGUGUACUCGCGCAAGUGCAUCAACUUCAUACUGCGCUCCGUCAUCGGCAAGAUGCUGGGCGAGAAGGCGCAAUCGUCCGCCUGCAAGGAGCUGAUCCACCUGAUCGCAAAGCAGAUGAACUCGAUCGACUUCAAUCCGGAGAACGCGAAAGACUCCAACCAGGAGACGCUGUUCAGCCAGCAUCUGCUCGUGUGCGCGCUGCAGGAGCUGGGCAGUCUGGUGCUGCUGCUCGGCACCACCGCGCAGAACCUGCUCGCCGACCAGUCGCUCAACUUCAUCGACGCCAUCUGCGCCGUGCUGAUCCAUCCGUGCAUGGCGGCCCGGCUAGCGGCCGCCUGGUGUUUGCGGUGCGUUUGCGUUGCCGUGCCGGGGCAGAUUACGCCACUGAUCGAUCGGUUUAUCGAUGCGAUCGAGAAGAUGCGCACCUCGCCGGACGCCAUUUCGGGGUACAGUGGAGCGCUGGCGGCCGUGCUCGGUGGCGUCCGGUACUCACCGCUUGGGAUACCGCACACGCGCGGAAAAAUCAUCUUCAACACCGCCGAAGAGCUGCUGCGUACGGCAAGCCAGAACAGCCGGCUGUCGCUCAAUCGAACGCAGGCCGGCUGGCUGCUGAUCGGAGCCAUCAUGACGCUGGGUGUGCCGGUGGUGAAGGGUCUGCUGCCCCGGAUGCUGCUGCUCUGGAGGAACGCAUUUCCCCGCUCGACCAAGGAGCUGGAAUCGGAGAAGGCACGCGGGGACGCCUUCACCUGGCAGGUGACGCUCGAGGGCCGGGCCGGAGCGCUGUCCGUGAUGCACAGCUUCCUGCUGCACUGUCCCGAGCUCGUGACGGACGAUAUAACGCGCCGGCUGCUGACACCGAUCGAGAGCGCUUUGGCGAUGCUGAUCAACAUAACGUCCGUGCUGAAAAACUACGGCCAGCAUCUGAAAGCACCGACGGCGAUGGUACGCCUGCGGCUGUACGAAACGUUAUCGCUGCUGCCCGCGAACGCGCUAGAAUCGUCGUACACGCACCUGCUGCGCAUGCUGGUGUCGGAGUUUACGCUGACGGAGAAUCCGGCCAACACGACCACCUCCUUCCUGCGGCAGAUGUGCCAUGGGGAUGAUUCGAUCAUACUGGGCACCUGGCUGCAGGACACCGACCAUCGCACGAUCGAAGAUCAGAUGGAACCGAACCGUAAGGCUGACGGUGACUAUCUCCAACCGAACAGUGCCGCCGGUUCGGGUGCUCUGGAACACGAUGCCUGCUGCCUGUACCGUGGCAUCGCUGCCGGUGAGCAGUGCCCGGGCCCGCUGCCGCUCGGCGUCGCCGUGAUCGACAUGUCCGUCAUACUGUUCGGGCUAAUCUUCCCCAAGGUGGCGAACAAGCACCGGCUCCAGAUGCUGGAGCACUUUGGCGAGUGCAUCAAGCACGCGAAAAGCUCGCGCCAGGAAGCGGUCCAGAUGAACAUCUUCACAGCCCUGCUCAGCGGGCUGAAGGGUUUGACCGAGACGAAGUCAGCGAUCGGGCAGGACGAUGUGCGCAAGAGCGCAACGAACCUGAUCAUCGGCGCGCUGACGAGCGCCAAUCCGAUACUGCGCUGUGCGGCGGGAGAGGCGCUCGGCCGCAUCGCCCAGGUGGUGGGCGAUUCGCGCGUAACGGCCGAGCUGGCCCAGACCAGCUUCGAUCGGUUGAAGUCGGCCCGGGACGUGGUGACGCGCACGGGCCAUUCGCUGGCCCUCGGCUGCCUCCAUCGGUACGUCGGCGGGAUGGGCUCGUCGCAGCAUCUGAACACGAGCGUGUCGAUACUGCUGGCGCUCGCCCAGGACGGCAGCUCGCCGGUCGUACAGGUGUGGUCGCUUUACGCACUGUCGCUGAUAGCCGAUUCCGGCGGUCCCAUGUUCCGCGGGUACGUUGAGCCGUCGCUGUCGCUCGCGCUCAAGCUGCUGCUGACCGUGCCGCAAUCGCACGUGGACGUACACCAGUGCAUAGGGCGUGUGCUGAGCGCCCUGAUCACGACGAUCGGGCCGGAGCUGCAGGGCGACGCAAACUCCGUUGCGACGGCGCGCUCGUCGUUCCUGUGCGCGGCCGCCAUCAUGCAGGCGCACUCGGACCCGCUGGUGCAGGCGGAGGCGACGGGCUGCCUGCAGCAGCUGCACCUGUUCGCGCCGCGCAACGUCAACCUGUCGACGCUCGUCCCGAACCUGUGCCAGAACCUGAGCAGCAACUAUUUGAUGCUGCGCAAGGCGGCCGUCUCCUGCCUGCGCCAGCUGACGACGCGCGAAGCGAAGGAGGUGUGCGAGCACGCGGCCAACCUGGUGAGCGACGAGGACCGGUACGCGCUGUCGGAUUACGGGCUGCCGGGCGUGCUGUUCGGCAUGCUCGACACGGAAAGCGACAGCCAGAUGGUGCGCAACAUUCACGACACCAUCACCUCGAUGCUGCAGAUACUGGCCGCGGAAAAUCUGUCCCAGUGGUUGAGCAUGUGCAAGAAUGUGCUUACCGUCGCGUCGGAUGCGUCGGUCGGCGCGGAAGGCACGCUGCCCGGUGCAGCGGGAGGAGGAGGCGGAGGGGCCGGCGGUGCUGGCGGUGGUGGUGGUGGUGGUGGUAGUGGGGCAGCCGGCAAGGAUGGCGCUGCCGGGGACCACCGGGGCGAAGGAGACGAUGGCGACGAUGACGAUGACGACGAUGACGAUGACAAUAUGGAGUUCCAUGCGGAGGACCACCAGGCAACGCACCCGGCGGUGCAGCCGCGCUGGCCGACCCGCGUGUUUGCGGCCGAGUGCGUGCGCAAGGUGAUUGCGACGUGCGAAAAUGCCAGCGCGAACCAUUUCGAUCUGCUGGCGGCGAAGGAGAUGCAGAUGACCAAGUCGCGCGGCGACUUCCUGGUGCUGCAUCUGUCCGAUCUGAUCCGGAUGGCGUUCAUGGCGGCGACGAGCGAUUCGGACCAGCUGCGGCUGGAGGGCCUGAAGACGCUGCAGGAAAUCAUCGACAAGUUUGCGCACGUGCCGGAGCCCGAGUUCCCGGGCCACCUGCUGCUCGAGCAGUUCCAGGCGCAGGUCGGGGCGGCCCUCCGGCCCGCCUUCUCGCAGGACACGCCGUCCCACGUGACGGCGGCUGCGUGCGAGGUGUGCAGCGCGUGGAUCGGGUCCGGUGUCGCGCGCGAUCUGAACGAUCUGCGGCGCGUCCAUCAGCUGCUCGUGUCGAACCUGAGCAAGCUGAGCAGCCGCACCAACAGCACCCAGCUGUACAACGAAAGCAUGGCCACGCUGGAGAAGCUGAGCAUCCUGAAGGCCUGGGGCCAGGUGUACAUUAUGGCGAUGGUGGGGCACGGUGCCGCCCCGGCCAGCCAGAUGCUGAAGGCGCUCAGCUCGUCCGCCGGCUCCCCUUCGCAGCUGGCUGGUGCGUCCGCCGCCCAGCCGAAAGAGUUCAGCCGGCUGGCGUUCGACGACGAGUUUGGCGAUUUCGAGAGCCGGGGCGAAAGUUUGCUCUCGCUAGUGCAGCCCGAGCUGGACAAUCUGUCCAAGCAUUGGCUGGCGGCGCUGAAAGACUACGCACUGCUGUCGCUGCCGGCGGAGUACGCGAGCCAGCUGCCCCACGACGGCGGAGCGUUCUACACGAACGACACGAUGAAUCUUUCCAAACCGCACUAUCUGAUUUCGUGGCCAUCGAUCCUGUACGCGGCCGCCCUGUGGCUGAACGCGGAAGGAUUCCGGCAGGGCGACGACGAGGGCCAGCUGUCCCGCGCCCAGGAAGAGGACAGAGCGAACGCGAACGAUGUGCCGAGCGCGAAGGGACAAACGGCGUCCGUCACGAACGGUGGCACCGCCGCCACUGCGAUAUCGCACGGUAGCCCGAGCGCGGACCGGUUCCACCUCAUCUUUGGCAUCUGCAUGGAGGCGCUGUGCAGUACGCGCACGAACGAGAAGCUGGACAGUGUGAUCGCCUGCCUGCAGUCGCUCUACACGGUGUUCGAUUCGGCCUGGUCGCGCGAGAUGCUAAUGCAAAACAAAACGCUCCCCGUGGAGCUGUGCAACGUGCUGCAUCGGUUGAUACUGACGCGGGACAGCGUGCAGGUACAGUACCUGUGCAUUUCGAUACUGAAGCAAACGAUAGCGGCCGCCAACGAGUGUCUGGAGCGGGAGAAGGAGGUGGAGCGGCGUAAGAAGGUGGCACGCACCACCACUACUGGCGGCGAGCCGGGCGAGCCAGUGGGUGAACAUAAUGGUAACGACGAACCGGCGGAAGAGCCAUCCCACGAGCUGGACUUCCUCGGCGAAGGCGGAGAAGAGGGCGAAAUAUUGCCCGGCAAGUCGCUAGUGUAUGCGGUGCUGGAGGUCGUUCUGUGCCUGCUAGCGCGCCAGAUACCGGGCAUGAAUCCUUCCCAGAGUACGCGCGUGGCAAACGAGCAGCUGCAGCGCCAGCUGGCCCAGGCCCAGAACGGGCUGAUCAAGCUCGGCGACGACAACUGUCUGCUGGUGGCGAACGCAAUCCAAAGCCUGAACGAGCUGCCGAAGCUGUGCUCGCCGCUCGGCGCCCUGUCCAUCCUGCCCACCAUCCUAUACCUAACGACGGGCGUCAUCAAGGAGGUGGCGACCAAAUCGGUGCACGACGAGUCGCCGAUCGCCAGCACGAACGUGGUGGUGCAGGCGGCGGUGCAGCUGCUGAAAACGCUCGCCACCGACCGGUACGGGCGGCACGAGCUGUCCGGCGACGAGUGGUGCAAGCUGCUGCAGAGCGCCCUCGGCCGCCUGAUCGAUCUCACCAAGACGGGCUGCGAGGAGACGAAGAUGGACGAGGUGACGGUGAUGCUGGCGAUUGCGGUCUUUCUGCUGCACUCGCCGCCCGGCGUCGUGUCGGUGCUGAACCUGCAGUACCCGUGCAUCAACCACUUCCGGCAGUGCUUCCAGAGCGCCUCGCUGCCGGUGCGCCUGAAGUGUGUGCAGACGAUGCGCUCGAUCUUUGCGAACGGCGAGCUGCGGGUGUCCACGCCGUACAUACACGCGCUCGCACCCCGGCUGAUCGAGCAGCUGUACUCGGAGCAGGCGCGCAACCCAACCAACGAACACGAGCUGGCGCUGGUGCUGGAAGGUAUAACGACGGUGGAGACGCUGAUUGCGCUGGCGGAACCGCAGAAUCGAGAAUUGAUGCAAGGCAUCCAGAUGCUAACCUUGCUCGUACCCAUCCUCAUCAACUACCUGGACGACCCAGAGGAACCGAAGCAGCUAGCGCCCCAGCAACAACAACGAACCAAAUCGAAGUACGUGACCGCACUGAACGAUCACGCCAUACAGUGGCUAAUGAAGAUCGGGCUAAAGUAUCCGCAAGAGUUCAAAACGUUCAUGGCACAAGCGCCCGACCUGCGCCGCAAGCUGGAAGCGGCCAUCAAGCGCAACCAGAUGAACGCCACGCUGCAGAAGAGCAAGAGCGAGGCGGCCAAUGCGGCCGCCCGGAACAGUGCCGCCCAGCAGCAGAAGCCGACGAUACAGCUGAAGACGGAUUUCAGCAAUUUUAGCUUCGCAUAGAGCGAGAGAGAAAGAGAGAGAGAGCGGAUGGAAAUGGAAUGGCCUACUAUCUCACGCGCGACAUACAGUUAAUCGAUCAAAUUCGCCUGGUGAAAGGAUGUAAUGAUGUGCUAAUGUAACCUAAAACGUGUGUCCCCCGUCAUCCAAUCCUUCCUAAUCCUAUUCGUACGUUAGUAUAUUAUAUUAUUUAUGCAAUUAUAAAUGUCGCCCAGUCGCGUCCCGGCUGUUUAGAUGUGUGCAGUCAAUUCCACAACCGCUCCUGCAACCAUACACAAUGGGCGGAUGUGGUGGUGGUGGUAGUAUGCUUCCUCUAGGAUUCGUAGGGACAAGAGCAUUGACAUAGCCGCGCUUUCACCCCUCUCCUAACCGUCAAUCGAUUUCCCCUUUCCGUAAGUAGACGAACAAUUUGUUAAAUAUAAAUUGGCAUGGUAGGCAAUAAAGUAUUAAACCCUUUCCCGGUAAUGUAUCGGAAUCUAGCAAA